Molecule: messenger RNA, 1739 nt
Organism: Nicotiana attenuata
Lineage: Eukaryota; Viridiplantae; Streptophyta; Magnoliopsida; Solanales; Solanaceae
Product: 26S proteasome non-ATPase regulatory subunit 10-like
Exons: 3
Coding region: 910-1419 (169 amino acids)
Molecular function (GO): protein binding
Source: RefSeq, a predicted model, not a curated record
UUCUAUACCGUCCAUUCUCUACCAUCCUUUGAAAUUCUAGGGUUUCUUUCUUCCUCCGCAAUUCCCCAAUUCCUUCAACUCCCCAAUCAAACACUACAACUCCAAUAUCAACACAUAUGCAACCCCCAAACUCAUUCCAAAUUCCUCUAGGAUUCAUUUAAUUUCCCUUUUUCCUAUUCUAUUUAGGAAAAUCUUUUUUGUAGCGUGGUUUAAUAAAUUGAUAAUGAUAAUCUCUGCCUUUCGUCGUUUCACUUCAUCGUAUGUGUUUAACAAACUUACAAAUCUUCGUGUUUUUGGCCCUGGUUUGAACCCUUUCAGUCCUUACAACUUGGCUAAUCAUUCCUCUCGCUAAACCCCUUAUAACUUUUCUGGAAUUUUCUUGAAAUUGGAAGAUAGAUCAAUCUUGUUGGGAAAAAAAGUUUUGUUUUUCCUUCAAAUUUGUUAGUUUUCCUGUGCUUUGCGUUCAACUAUGUAAAAGGGUCUUGAUUUUGAGUAUUAAGAUCUAGUCUUUGGACUUGUUGAUUAGUUUCAAAAUUCUCGGGUUCUUUUUCCCUUAAUCAUGUAAAUUGAAGGGUGUUUGAGCAAAUUAUCAGUUCUUUUGGGUCUUGUCUGCUGAAGAAAUAUCUGGGUUUUUCUUGAAAUUGAAAAAAAAAAAAGAGAUCAAUCUUGUUUGAAAAAUCCUAUUUUUAGUUGUGCUUUUAGGUUCAAUUAUGGAAAGGGUCUUGAUUUUGAGUAUCUGAGAUAGAAGUUCAAUCUUUGGGCUUGUUGAUUGGUUUUCAAGAUUAUCUCGAAAAAAGAUUUGUGAGAAAGAAAAGAAAAAGAGUUUACUUUCAUUAGGUACUUGUUCUGUUUGUGGAAAUAAGAAUUUGACCAUUGGAACUUGGUUUAGUAAGAAAGUGGGAGAGAAAAAUGGAAGAGGAUCGGGUUGGUUCAAUUAGACGGUCGAGGAGGAUGCAGAUGACUGCAGGCGAUACGGAUGAUCGCGGCUGGACUCCUCUUCACAUUGUUGCUCGGAAGGGUGACCUGAAACAGGUUAGAAGACUUCUUAAUGAAGGCAUGGAUGCAAAUGUGAUGGCAGGGGGCCCUAAAUCAUAUGGUAUGACCCCACUCCAUCUUGCUGCUAAGGGAGGUCACGUGCGAGUUAUGGAUGAAUUGCUUGAGAGAGGUGCUGAUAUCGAUGCUCGAGCCAAGGGUGCAUGUGCAUGGACUCCACUCCAUCAUGCUGCUAAAGAGAGAAAGAAGAAAGCAAUCAAAUUCUUGAUUAGAAAUGGUGCUUUUCUGCCAGAUGACAUCUCUGACACCAGGUUCAAUCCACCACUCCACUAUUGUCCUGGUCUUGAAUGGGCUUAUGAAGAGAUGAAGCUGCUUCAGCUAGAGAGUUCAUCAUCUGGUGAGGCCUCCUACAGCUCGGAAAACUGAGGUGGAACUAAGUGUUGAUGGUAGAGUUCAGGACUCCUAUCAACAUAGUAUACUCCAUGUUAAGUAUUGUCAUCAGUCAACUCUAGAGUUGCAUUUGGAUUGUGUGUUUUGGAUAUCAUAAUGGUUUCUUUCUUUGUUUGGAUUGCAUGUUUGGUAUCACCUAGUAGACUACUAUGUAGGGGUGAUACUCACAUGAGUUAUUAUGGUGAAUCGUGUGUUGUGGUAGUGUAAGAAAGCUAUAUCUGUGUGAUGUCCACCGUCUGGAUGUCACAACUUUUCUUGGUGAUGAAUAAACCUUUUAUAGCUGUGUUUUUGCUCUC